CAACGGCUAGACUCAGUACAGACGAUUUCUUCACACUUGACUCGGUUUCCCAUGGCUUUCGGUUGUUUAAAAAUCGUAUAAUUUAAAUAAAAUGGAUCAAAAUGAAAGUUUAAUCGUUAGGACAAUAUCUAAGAAAAGACAGAUUCUUGAAGUUCAAAACCAAAAACCCUGGCUUGUCUGUAAUCUAGUUGGAGCAUUAUUCCUAGCAUACUACCUGCAUUUAGAAGAUGAAUGUUAUGAAAUGACGUCCACCCUGCUGUGGUACUCCAGUUUGGUUGUUUGUCUUGUGUUUGUAUUGAAUUUUGCCAUUGGAGUCUUCUUCUAUGUGAAAAGGACUAAAAUUGACCCUCCGGUGAUUCUCAGUCCUCAACAAAAGAAGUUAUUAGGUGUAGGAAAUGAUGAAAUAGGAUUUGUCACAUCAACACCCACUUGCUCACCUAUUUUGAAACGACCACCUUCAAUUCCUUAUAUUCCUGUUGGAUCUUCACCAUCAACACCAGCUGUGAAGUAUCAACAAGCUGCAAACCAGUCUACAGGAAAUUCCUCCUUGCAAUUUCAAAAGGGAAGUAAUAGCUCAGUACUGUACACUUCACAAAAUUGGGAUCUGGAAGAUGAACUUUAUGAAGAAGAUUCUUUUAUGAAAAUGUGCAAAAGUGUUGAAAGAGAGGAAUUUCAAACAAGCAAAGGCCAAAGCCAAGAUGUCACUGGUAUGAGCACAACAGCCUCUUCCUGGCAUUAUUCCCCAUCUGCGUCAGGAAUAGCGGAUUUCUCUCCUCUUUUGAAAAAGUAUACGUACCAACUUUCUUUUACAGUACCAACCGCUGGAAUAAGUGGGGUCGACGAAAGUACCAGUACAAAAUCUCCUGCCAAAAUAAAAGGUCGCGAUGUAUGGCAACAGUUAGGGAUUUCUGAUUCUCAACUACUAGAAUAUAAUGAAAAAUUUCGACUAUGGCUUUCUUCGACUGUGCUUCAGCCAUUAGUUGCUGAAAUUAAUCGAAUUAAUGAAUCAUUGACAGCGCAUGGGUUAGCUGAUGCUAGAAUUGGUGAAUCGAGUUUGGAAAAAUUGCGCAAAACCUGUCAACUAGCCCCUGUAGCAGCUAAUAUACCUUCUCUUGUCGAAGUACUUCCUUACUUGGAGGUGACUUCUCACCAAGAUUACCUUGUUCGCUGCCUAAAUCAACUAGCAGCCGGAGGAUGCAUGGGUAAUUUCCGGUGGGAUGGAGGGGCUAAGCGGAAAGAUUUAGACGAUAGCUGCCCCACUGACAGUGCGGUAAUCAUGCAUUGCCUCGCUACUUAUCUAGACAGCCAACUGCCGGCUUUCACAGAUCGUCCAGAUAGACGCCCGUUUACCGGACAGUAUUUAGUGAAAUGCCCAGAGAAGCCACAACCGACUUCGAAUCCCCUAAUUGUCGAAGUCCAACUUAAUCCACCUUAUUACAAACUGGUCAUGGGGCCAGAUGAAUACGAACUUCCGAAGGGUCGAAACAACAUGCUGCAUACAGUGAUACUUUUCUUCUGGUUAGUUAAAACGAAAUUUGAAGGUCGCAUUGGACGAAUUACUCUAGGUGACGCCGGACUUAAUUUACUGUGGAUUUUCAAUUAAUGAUGACGUCUGUUAGUUAAUUUUAAAUGUUCAUAAGACAUUGACAGACUUCAAAAAAUCGACUCAAGUAAAACUGUUUUUCCCUUUUUGAAAUAAAUUUCUCACCCAAAA
Daphnia pulicaria is the source of this 1714-nucleotide messenger RNA. RefSeq names its product transmembrane protein 209-like. Bases 92 to 1603 code for a protein of 503 amino acids. The transcript is spliced from 10 exons. The record is from RefSeq and is a predicted model, not a curated record. NCBI's taxonomy places the organism in Eukaryota, Metazoa, Arthropoda, Branchiopoda, Diplostraca, Daphniidae. Gene Ontology annotation, cellular component: membrane.